Messenger RNA from Carya illinoinensis, 1461 nucleotides. RefSeq names its product receptor-like protein kinase. NCBI's taxonomy places the organism in Eukaryota, Viridiplantae, Streptophyta, Magnoliopsida, Fagales, Juglandaceae. The coding region runs from base 1 to 1461 and encodes 486 amino acids. Gene Ontology annotation, molecular function: protein binding. The transcript has 2 exons. The record is from RefSeq and is a predicted model, not a curated record.
AUGGCUAUCUUAGUUGAUGCAACCAUUCCAAAUAUUGUCACAGAUCAAUCUGCUCUUCUUACCUUAAAGAUUGGUAUUUCUCAUCCCGACCCUGAUCAUAACAUUCUAGCAAGCAAUUGGUCCACCAAUACAUCUGUUUGCAAUUGGAUUGGUGUCACUUGUGGUUCUAGACAUCACCGAGUCAUAGUCUUGAACCUUUCUUACAUGGGUUUUAUGGGUACCAUUCCUCCACAUAUAGGAAACCUUUCAUUUCUUGUUAGUCUAACACUGAGAAACAAUAAUUUUCAUGGCUCUGUGCCCAAUGAGUUGUCUCGUCUUUACCGGUUGAAAAACUUGGAUCUUGGAUUCAACAACUUCAGUGGAGAAAUCCCAUCAUCUUUGGGACUAUUAUCCAAACUUCAAAAUUUGUUUCUACUUGGCAAUAGAUUCACAGGUGCUAUCCCACAAUCCUUAUCGAAUAUGUCUUCCUUGGAAAUUAUUGAUUUGGCCUUCAAUGGGUUCUCGGGUUACAUACCUUCCUCCCUCUUCAACAUAUCUACCUUGCAAGCAAUUGAUCUUGGAGUUAAUAAGCUUUCGGGUCCGAUGCCUUCUAUUUUGUUUAAAAUGCCUUCGCUACAAUCGAUUGAUUUCUACUCCAACGAGCUCUCAGGGAUACUUCCGACGGAUACGUUUAAUCAUCUUCGCAACUUACAAAGGCUUCAACUUGCUUAUAACAGAUUUUAUGGCGGACUUCCAUCCACUUUGUUCAGCUGCAAACAACUGCGAUAUUUCUCGGUGUGGAGUAAUCAUUUAAACGGAAGAGUACCGCCGGCAAUCGGAAACUUAACCAUGCUUAUGACUUUGGAACUUGCCGAAAACAACUUUACUGGUGCAAUUCCGAAUGAAAUUGAUUAUCUACAAAACUUGAAGAAGCUCAAUAUCGGAGACAACCAUUUCUCUGGACCAAUUCCAUUUGAGAUUUUCAAUAUCUCAAAAUUACAAAUCCUUGGAAUGCCUUUGAAUAAUCUCACUGGUCCUCUCCCAUCAAAUCUAGGCCUUUUCCUUCCAAAACUUCAGCGGCUUCUGCUUGGGGGAAAUAAACUCAAUGGAGCAAUUCCCAGCUCCAUCUCCAAUGCAUCACAACUCACUCAUCUAGACUUGUCUGUGAACUCAUUCUAUGGCUUCAUUCCAAAUAUAAUUGGUAAUUUAGGUUUCCUCGAGUAUCUCAACUUAGAAAUCAAUAACUUGACUAUUGGAUCUCCAGAAAUGAAUAGCCUUUUUCUCUUCUUUGUCAAAUUGCAUAUAUUUGGAAAUACUAUCUUUUACAGAAAAUCCACUAAAUGCUAUCCUUCCCAAUUCCAUUGGAAAUCUCUCCACUUCUCUUCAAAAAAUUUUUUUGGGUGGUUGCAAUAUCAAGGGCAACAUUUUCCAAGAUAUUGGCAAUUUCAGCAGCUUGACAACUUUGGACUUAGGGAACAAUGA